Messenger RNA from Aedes aegypti (yellow fever mosquito), 1333 nucleotides. Its product is annotated as sex-determining region Y protein. The coding region runs from base 202 to 1215 and encodes 337 amino acids. The record is from RefSeq and is a predicted model, not a curated record. The transcript has 2 exons. NCBI's taxonomy places the organism in Eukaryota, Metazoa, Arthropoda, Insecta, Diptera, Culicidae.
GACGCUUGGGUAGCUGCAUGUACCUAAUCUUGCAAUCAGACGACGACGCAUCGCGGUUCAACCGAUACGCAUCGUUAGGUUUUCGGCCGAAAAAUGCGCUCAAUUCGAUCGAGGCAGGUACCUAGGUAAAGCUAAGAGCAGAGGAGAAAUGUAUCAAUUUCACGCAUCUCAAUGAAGAUGUUGGAGGUAUAAAGCCGUUCGAUGCACCGGAGAGGAGUAUCAUUCGUUUGUGAUCACUUGCCUAAAUCACACCUAGGAAAGGUCAUCAUGAAGGCGUUUGCUAUCGUUAUUGUUGCGUCUUUCGCACUGUCGACCGUGUCAGCAGGAGUCGUUCGAACGGAAAAACGUAGCAUUGGCGAGCAUGGGGCACAACUUGCAUCAUACAACAAUCAUGUUCUUCAGCAGCAGCAGUUUGAUUAUCAGAAGAACCAACCCAAUCAGGAGAAAUGGUCCCAACCGGAUGACCAAUUGAACAAAGCGGAAGAAUACUACCAACAAGUUCAGCAACAGCAACUGCAGUGGGAAUCUCAAAAGGAACGCUCUCCAAUGCAUCAUGGAAUCGAUAAUCAUCUUUACAAGCAUGCUGAACAUCAGCACCAGUAUCAGAACCAAGCUGCUCAACCCGUUCAGUAUCAUUAUGCUCAGCAGCAAAAUAAUCAUCAGCAGCAAUACCUACACCGGCCUCAAUACCAACAGCAAGAGCAGUACCAGCACUACGAGCAACACCAUGAACAGGAUCAAACCCACUAUCACCAGCAACCACAAAACCACUACCAGCACUAUGACCAUCAGCACCAACAAGACCAGGAGCAGCAUCAGCAUGGAUGGGAACAACAGAAGCAAGUCGUCAGCGUUAGUUCCGUCACCCAGCAUGUGCCCUAUCCGGUUCACGUUCAGAAGAACGUCGCCGUUCCUGUCAACGUUGCCUAUCCGGUGCCCGUGGAGAAGUCCGUCCCCGUAGUGGUGGAGAAAAAAGUUCCCGUUUACGUAGAAAAGCAAAUCCCUUACCGAGUUGAGCGUCCGGUGCCUUAUCCAAUCAAGGUACCCGUCCAAAGCCUUCACAAGGACAUCCACGUGGUUCAUGUUCCCAAGCCAAUCGCAGUUCAUGUCGAUAAGCCUUAUCCAGUGUAUGUGGAUCAUCCAGUCUACGUGGAGAAGCCAGUGCCCCUUCAGGUGGUCAUCAUGGAGCACAAGAAAAAGUCCUUCUGGGGAUAAAUCGUCCUAGAUAUUACCUGUUUAUAUACGAUUAGUGUUGUUGAUAGGUUUGUAGUUAGACGAAAAUUGAAUAAGUAGGAAAUGUUAAUAAAUUAUUUAUUGAUGUUGAAGUCCUGAA